Molecule: messenger RNA, 524 nt
Organism: Sinocyclocheilus grahami
Lineage: Eukaryota; Metazoa; Chordata; Actinopteri; Cypriniformes; Cyprinidae
Product: cyclic AMP-responsive element-binding protein 5-like
Exons: 5
Coding region: 93-524 (143 amino acids)
Source: RefSeq, a predicted model, not a curated record
UUGUAAUCGUUCCUCAGUCCAGCGUGGUUCCUUCAGAAAGUGUGGUGCAUCUUCUCCAGACUUCUGCGGUAUAUGAGGAGCCAGUGACAGUGAUGAACUCCGAGCAGGAAAGGCCGUUCGUGUGCAGCGCCCUGGGCUGCUCUCAGAGAUUCCCUACGGAGGAUCAUCUAAUGAUUCAUCGGCACAAGCAUGAGAUGACCCUCAAAUUCCCCUCCAUCAAAAAUGACAACAUGCUGUCAGACCAGACACCCACCCCAACGCGCUUCUUGAAGAACUGUGAGGAAGUGGGUCUCUUCAGCGAGCUGGAUUGCUCCAUCGAACAGGAGUUUUGCCAGGCUCAGGAGGAGGAGGACAGCAAACAGAAUAUCACUCUUCAUGGGCAGGGGGGCCCUAACCAGCACCAGCAGACCCACUCAAGAAUGGCCAACCACGACGGCAGCAUAGUGAUCCAGCAGGCACUGCCUUCUCCUCAGUCCAGUUCUGUCAUCACUCAAGCCCCUUCCACCAACAGACAGAUUGGGUAA